GGCAGGGUGACCCCCAACUCCCAGCCCCUCAGCUGCUUGUGCAGCUGUCAGGAAAACCAGGCCCUCAGCAGGCUGCGGCUGGGAUCAGAGGGCAGCUCAGUCCUGCCCCUGGCAGAGACUGAGGAGGAGUGGAAAGACGGUGCAGAUCAAGAAUUUUCCCAGUGGGGAAAUAUUAGAGGCCGAGAGCUUUGCCUGUGGGAAGAAGUGAGAGUCCAAGAGUUUUACCAAUGGCAAGAAGGAAUGAUAGUGCAGUGGGAGAUGUGCAGGGCUAUCCAGAUGUGUACCCACUGGAAGUGGACAAGAGAGACCGAGAGUUGUCCCACAUGGGAGACAAGGAGUUAUCCCAAGUAAAAGGCUACAAUGUCAAAGAGCUGCUCCAAUCGGAAAAAGACAAGAGUGACCAAAAGCUGUCCCAACAGGAAGAAAGUGUGAGCAGCCAGGGGCUGUCCCAAAGGAGAGAAAAAGUCAGUUACAAGGGCCGGGACAAAUCCUUGCGCACAGAGAACGAGGAUGCUCAGACUUGUGCCCAGCAGAGGCCAAGCUCUCCUAGCAGCAUAGGCACUAAGGUGAUAAGAAAGGCAGGCUGUGAGCUGCCCAGCACCUCUCCUGCCCUGGGAAGUCCCAUGGAGGCUGAGCCAGCAGCUGUUGCCGCCCUGGCUGGAUCUGCUGAGGAGGACAAGCCUCCUGAGCCUCUGGCUUCUGAGGAAGAAAAAGCACCAGAUUCUCCUGUCCUCAGUGGUGAGAUUUCAUUGUCAGGAACAGAGAACCAAGCCUCAUGCAGUCCCCCAGGCUGCAGCCAGGCUCUGCUGGAUUUAGCAGGGCACAUCAGCUCUGAGGUGGUGGGCAAGGCUGCACUUGGGGUCCAGGCAUCUGGCCAGCAGCCAAAGGAACAGAGGGACCCAGAGCAAAGCACGGCUGCAGAACUGGAAGCAGCAGCUCCAGUAGAAAGGGAAGAGACACCAAUCUCUGUUCCACACAGCCCCUGCUGCCCACCCAGCCCCUCACCCCGCCUGUUGGGAGGGCAGGCCCUGACUGAGCAGCAGGAGGAGGCAGACAGGAGAUCAGUCCUGUCAGAACAAGAGAGCGAGGAGAGCACUUUGGCUGGGGAGCUCAAGGUUUGCCCUUGUGAUGAUAAGAAAAACCCAGAGGUCUCCCAAGGAGAAAUGAACAAAUACCAAGAAGUGCCCCAAGGGGAAGCCUGCACAGAGCAAGAGCUGUCCCCAGGAGAAGCUGAUAGGUACCAAGAAUUGCCCCAAGGGGAAGCCUGCAUGGAGAAAGAGCUGUCACGAGGAGAAGCUGGUACCUACCAGGAAUCAUUCCCAGAGGAAGCCUGCACAGAGAAUGAGCUGUCCCCAGGAGAAGUUGGUAGCUACCAGGAAUUGUCCUCAGGGGAAGCCUGCACAGAGAAAGAGCUGUCCCCAGGAGAAGUUGGUAGCUACCAGGAAUCAUCCCCAGGGGAAGCCUCCACAGAGCAAGAGCUGUCCCCAGGAGAAGUUGGUAGCUACCAGGAAUUGGCCCAAGGGGAAGACUUCACGGAGCAAGAGCUUUCCCCAGAAGAAUCCAGGAGCUACCCAGAAUUUUCUGACUGGAAAGAAUAUAAGGAGAAAGGGUUUUCCCAAGAAGUUGGUAGCUCCCAAAAAAUGUCUACCUGGGAAGAACACAGUGAGGGGUCCCACGAAGUCAGUAGCUACCUAGAACUCUCUGAUUGGGAAGAGCCCAUUGGCCAAGAGCGUUCCAAAGUGGAAGAUUCCAUUGGCCAGAAGGUGUCCAAAGGGAAUGUUAACAGACCUUCCAUACAGUCCAGCUGGGAAAAUGACAGUGAUAAAGAGCUCAUGCAGGACAACUGGGAACACAUGCGCUGCGGUGUCCACAGCACCAGGGUCAAGCCCUUGCUGCAGGAGGAGGAUGAGCUGGACAAUCUGAGCGUGCUUGAGCUGUUUGAAGAAGAAGACCAAGAGCAAAGACUGGCAGGCUUUGCAAAGGAUGGGCUCCCAGUGCCGGUCCCUCGGGAGGCUUGGGUUGAGCGCCCGGCAUUCGAGCCAUACUCCCAAGUGCCAACCAGUGCCUUGCCUUGCCAUGUGAAAACCCAAGCCCCCAGAGGACAUGCAGUUUCUCCUGCCUCCAAGAGGCAGGUACCAGAGGUAGGACCUGUCCCAUACAGCUGCCCCAGGUGCUCAGUUCCCCAGCUGGGAGCCCAGGCCUUCAGGCGGCAGCCAGCUCCCCACAGGAGACGUCCCUCCCGUCUCCGACAGGCGUUGUUCAGCCUGUUCCGCUGCCCCUGCCUGGUGCCACAGCCUGAAGAUUAGGGCCUGCUGCUGGUGCCAGCCUGGCCCCAUAGAUGCCAGGUGGCCUGCAGCCUGCCCAGUGUCCUGAGGGAGCCACAUGGCUGCCUCUGCCUCAAAAUGUCCCUGCAGCUUCAGCAGUGCUCGGCUGCUUUGGAGCAUUCCAAGCGGUUGUCCCAAAGACCAAAUAUUACUUGCCCCAAACCAGCACUCCUGGGGGACCUUUUGUGGCAGGUGGCUCAGUGGUGAAUCCCAGAGAAUCAUUAAGGUGGGAAGAGACCUUGAAAGUCAUUAAGUUCAAACCGUCACCCUGGCAUCACCAUCAUCACCCCAAAACCAUGUUCCCAAGCACCACAUUCAGACAAUUCUUGAACAUUUUCAAAGAUAGUGACUCCACAACCUCCCUGAGCAACUUCUUCUGAUGCCUGACAUAUCUGUCAGGGAAAUAUUGUUUCUUAUGUUUAAUCUGAACCUUCCCUGG
This is a messenger RNA of Ficedula albicollis (Collared flycatcher), 2763 nucleotides long. RefSeq lists its product as uncharacterized. The coding region runs from base 228 to 2306 and encodes 692 amino acids. The record is from RefSeq and is a predicted model, not a curated record. NCBI's taxonomy places the organism in Eukaryota, Metazoa, Chordata, Aves, Passeriformes, Muscicapidae. The transcript is spliced from 2 exons.